This is a messenger RNA of Hippopotamus amphibius kiboko, 8025 nucleotides long. It is a transcript of the gene MFAP3L, whose product is annotated as microfibril associated protein 3 like. The transcript has 5 exons. NCBI's taxonomy places the organism in Eukaryota, Metazoa, Chordata, Mammalia, Artiodactyla, Hippopotamidae. The coding region runs from base 319 to 1470 and encodes 383 amino acids. The record is from RefSeq and is a predicted model, not a curated record.
GCCUGGUCGCUCGGCUCAGCUCAGCUUCGGGAGGCUGGGCUCCGGGAGGCUCCGCUCGCCCGCAGCCCGCAGCCCGCACCGCCGCCGGCGCGAGGACAGAGGCGGCCGCCGGGAGGCUGCGGGCGUCGGUGCGGCGCGGCUCCCGGGCUGGCCAUGGCGAGGAGCGCGCGGCGGCCGCCGGGGUGGCGAGGCGGCGUCAGGUUAGCCAGGUUCUUAAUCCGGAGCCAACUCCAUGGACCCAGGCCGGGUUUGGCCCCUGGCCUGCUGUGAGCAGAGCGCUGUCCGCUAGACCUCCCUGGCUGGUGGUUCUGUUGCCUUAUGGAGCUAGCAAAGAAGAUGGGCCGACUGAAGCGCCACCUGCCUGUGUGCUUUCUGCCUUCUGUGCCCUUGCUGAUCCUAGCGUCCACUCUGACGACUGCAAAGAGUGUGACCAACAGCACUUUAAAUGGCACUGACGUGGCUGUGGGCUCAGCGCCCGUGGUCAUUGCCAGAACCGACCAUAUCAUCGUCAAGGAAGGGAACAGUGCCUUGAUCAACUGUAGUGUUUAUGGCCUCCCUGAGCCCCAGUUCAAGUGGUAUAACUCCGUGGGCAAGCUGCUGCUGGAGGACAGCGAGGACCGAGGGGCAGGAAAGUGGCAGAUGCACGAUGGCCUCCUGAACAUCACCAAGGUGUCCUUUUCAGACCGGGGUCGAUACACGUGUGUGGCCUCCAAUGCCCACGGCACCGUGAACAACACGGUGACGCUGCGGGUCGUCUUCACGUCGGGGGACAUGGGCGUGUACUACAUGGUGGUGUGCCUGGUGGCCUUCGCCGUGGUGCUGGUCCUCAACAUCACCCGUCUCUGCAUGAUGAGCAGCCACCUGAAGAAGACCGAGAAGGCCAUCAACGAGUUCUUCCGCACGGAGGGCGCGGAGAAGCUGCAGAAGGCCUUCGAGAUCGCCAAGCGCAUCCCCAUCAUCACCUCCGCCAAGACGCUGGAGCUGGCCAAGGUCACGCAGUUCAAGACCAUGGAGUUCGCCCGCUACAUCGAGGAGCUGGCCCGCAGCGUGCCGCUGCCCCCGCUCAUCAUGAACUGCAGGACCAUCGUGGAGGAGCUCAUGGAGGUAGUGGGGCUGGAGGAGCAGGGCCAGAACUUCGUGCGCCACGCGCCCGAGGGCCAGGAGGCCGCCACCGGGGACGAAGUCUACACCAUCCCCAACGCCCUGCAGCGGAGCGACUCCCCCGCCGCCGACUCGGACGGCUCCUCGCUGCUCGAGCCGCCCCAACAGAUCGCCAUCCAGGUGUCCGUGCAUCCCCCGUCCCGGAGGGAGCCCACGGACGACCAGGACGGGGGGCCCCUGGAGGCCAGAGACGAGGAGGACACCGAGCCGUCGGCCGAGCCCUCCCCGGAGUCCGCGGCACCUUCCACCGAGGUCACAUCCGCAGCGCUGACCUCUGAGGAGCCCACGCCCGUCGAGGUUUUGGAAUAGUGCAUUCUUCAUGGGCCUUAAUCAGAGGAGCCUAGAGUCCCUAACACUCAGGGGUUCAGCUCUGCUUGAAUAUCUCUGGUGAAGUAGAGCCCGUGACCUCAUUGAGGACAUACUCCAGUGUUGGUAGGUUUUAAGCGCUGAGUCAAAAAUCUUAAAAGUGGUCCCACACUGGUCCUGUCGAGCCAUCUGGAAUUGAAAGCAUACAUUUGUCCUGCCGCAAUAAAAUUGUCCUUUUACUGUCAACCCAAAAGGAAAAUUGUAAAUGUGUUCAUAUUCAAAGAGAGGAUUACCAAAGGUGUGGGUGCUCCUGGCACCACUACAUUAGUUACACACCACGUGGCACACUUUUAAGUUUAAAUGGUUUCUGCUGAUGAGGUGUGGGAGGCAGGAGGGAAUUCAGGUGCUCCCCCAGCCCCUGAGAUGCCCUGAGGCUACAGCUCAUUAAGUAAAAGACAGUUCAACUGCCAGAAAAAUGAAAGAACCAGCGGAUUAAGUGCCUCGGUAGAUUAGUAUGUUUGGGAAGGACCAUUAGAACUGACACAUUGAAAGAAGUGUAUGUGUUAAGUGGCUUAUGGAGGUAUUUUUAAAUAACAGGUGAAUUAGAGCCAGCACCACUUGCAUUUAACUAUUAGGUAAAAUGAAGAUGCCAAGAGUAAAAUAAGAAUUUUCCUAAGAUAUUAACUCAUAUUAAAUAAGCUAAAAAUAUGAAUGAAGUUUGAUAUAUAGCAAUAUGAACUUUCAGAAAGCACAUUUCUCACUACCAAUGGAGUGGGUUUUCUUAUGAUGGAUUCAUGUUUUAAAGCUCAUAAUGGAAUGGGAAUCCCCAUAAAUCAUGCAAAAAAGUCACCUGCACAUAAAACUCUAGCUAGAUUGAGGGGCUUUCUGUUGUUCAGUUUACGUGCUGUACUGCAUCUGUUUCCUGAAAGUUUUCAUGAUUCCUGUGAAGCUCACAUGCGUCGGGGACCGUGAUGUGAUCGGUGUCUCUGAUUUUUAAGUCUGAAGGAUUAUUACAUCUGCUGUGGUGCACUUAUCCCACCCAGCCAUUCGAUGAGGCGAAUAAAUUUGUCCCAAAACUUUAAAAAUAUUCCUAAUUCUAAACAUCAUGGUUUUUACAUGAAGUGGCAAAAAAAAAUGACAAGUUUAAAGAAAGAGGUAAAAGUCUUCCAUACCAGGUGUACUGGUCGCCCGCACGGUUGGAUGAUGUCUCCUGUCUCUCCUGCUAGCAUUACCUCACCUGUUGGGCUAGUGAACCAAGCUAUUACACAUGAAGUGAGAUGCCUGAUUAUGGAUAGAGACUGUGAGAAAAUUCAUCCAUCAUAUAGUAAGAGGUAAAUCUUAAUGUUGGCUCUGGUUGAAAUUAUUUUAAAACGGAAACAUUACAAAAAUUAGGACAUGGCACCAUAUUUGUAGAAAUGUCUUCAUCUAAUGAAGAAAUUUUGAAAGUGUUAAGACCUCAGAAAUUAUAGGAAAUUUAAAUACAUUCCACUUGUAGCAAAAAAAGAAAGAUGACAGUUGAUGUGGGGAAUCUGGGAUCAUUCAUUUUUCUUUAUGUGCAGAAUAUAACUUUCCUAAGUUUUUGUCAUUACAGUAAUUAUUGAGAUACAUUAGUGAUAUUUCUGAAACCCAGCCAGAUCUUGAACAAAAAACAACGAAACAAAUUUAACCCAAGUUUUAAAAAAAUACUUACAGAUAAAUAAUCUUAUAUCAUCUAAAUAUUUUAUGUUACCUUUUCUCAUCCCAUAAUGCCUUUAAGGUGAUUGAGUUAAGUAUAUUUUACUCUCUGUGCAUCCUUUGAAAUUAGUAAUUGCUAUGUUUCAUACAAGUUCACUAACUCAAUAACAGACCUAUAUUAAUCAAACAUUUUACUCCCAAUCAUUUUGAAUCCAUAAGAGAUUUUCAGUAUGACUAUAAAAGCAGAACAGCUAGAUGAUCUAGAAGUGCUUUUCUUUAUCUGUAGCUAAAAAUGGAAGGUUUUCUGGCAAAACACAAAAAUCAGAUGAUUAUGCCAUGCUCACAAACAGAGUGAAUGUUUGUAUCCUCUCAAAAACCGUAUGUUGAAAUCCUAAACCCCAACAUGAUGGUAUUUGGUGUUGGGGCCUCUGGAAGGUGAUGAGGUCAUGAGGGUAGACCCCUCAUGAAUGGGGUUAGUGUCCUUAUAAGAGGCCCAGAGAGCUCCCGAAGACACAGCGGGAAGACAGCCUCCUCUCAACCAGGAAGCUGGCCUCACCAGACGUUGAAUCUUCCAGAGCCGUGGUUAUGGACUUCCCAGCCUCCAGGACCGUGAGAAAUACAUUUUUUUUUUGUUUAAGAUACCAGUCUAUGGUAAUUAGACUUUUUAUUUUGAGAAUUCUAGAUUCCCACAUGGUUUUCAGAAAUAGUACACAGAGAUCCCAUGUACACUUGAUCAGUUCCCCCAACAGUCACCUCUUACAGAAGCAUGUACACCAUCACAAUCAGGGCAUCGAUACUGAUAGAAUUCUCCAGUCUUAACCAGGUCGUCCCAGUUGUACCCACACUCAUUUGUGUGUAUGCAUUUAGUUCUGUGAAAUUUCACCACACGUGUAGGUCUGUGUGUCCACCACCACUGAGAUGCAGAACAUGCCAUGAGCACAAGAAUCCCUGGGUUUUUGCCUGUUUACAGCCGCACCUCCCUCUCUCUCACCACAGAACACGUUUUUUUUACAUCAGUGAACUUUACUUCAUUAGAUAACUGAAGCUUCUCAGAACCAAUGAUAAUAAGUGUGUUUGCCCAAUAGGAAUACAUGGAAAUGUAUUAGUUUCUUGAUGUCUGACUUCCUGUUGCUUUAGAAGGACUUGUACAAUGUAGACGGGCAGGUGUGUUUUCUGAAACACAAAGGAAAGACCACCAGACAUUUGAAACCCUAGGAAACCCUUGAGAAGGAGGGACGUGAAGCAGGUAUCUUGGCGGAGGAGCUCUUGGACUCCCAGUUCACACCCUGCACUCUAGCUCAGCCAGAAGACGCAGAGCAGAGAACAAAGGCGUGGUCGCUACAUGCCUUUAAAAGUCUCAAAGAGAAAGUGCUCCCUCCCAAAUUUACAACGUCCAGGUACACUCCAGAAGUUCCAAAACUAAGGCACAGAGUGGUAACAAGUCACAGGCAAAGACUCAGGCAACCUCUGUGAUGCUGGUGCUCUUGUUAGCCUUGUUUUGCGCUCCCUUGGGUAAGACGGGACUUGGAGGUAAGUGCCAGCCCCUAGACCGUGAUGACGUACCUGUCACUUCUCAUGUUAUAUUAAGAAAGCAUUCGUGCCAGUUACCAUCUCAAGUGUUGUAAUUAAGACAGCCAGCCACAGUGUUGAGGAAAAGAUCCUCUGCCCAACUCAGGAUGGUGCAGGAGGAGGAUUCCAGAACACGGUCACCUGAGGAGUCUUGAAAAGCCCUCACUCAAAGCCACUGAAAAGGCACCACAAAAGAAUCCUUCCUCCGAGUAACAUUGUUCUCUUACUGUGCAAAUGCCCUGGACUCGUAAUCACAUUUGGCCUCUGUCAGGAAUUACAGACACAGAGUGUGCAUUGGUUUACCCCUAUGACUGUACCUAACAACCAGCUGAAAUCUGAGUGCCCAGGACCCAGGAGCGCUGAGGAGAGUGUGGGAGGGUACGGGACUUCUGGGAGCCCAGCCCUGGCCAGAGGUCCUGAGCAGCCUGAAGCUGGACGCUGACCUCUUAGAAGCAUGAGAGGAGCUGCCUAGGGAAGCAGGAGAAAACUGAGAAACAACUCUCCUUCAUACUGUUAGCCAGGGGCAGCCGUGCCCAGAUAAAAGUGAAUUUUUAAAAUAUGGCAAAUGGUAAAUGCAUUAGCUUGUGUGAAUCAGUCGUUAAAAUUACAGAAAAUCAUGCUCGUUGCCUAAUUUCUAGCCAAGAAAUCCCUCCAGUUUUGGUCCUGGGUGUCUCCUCGGUGACACUGAACCUCAAUGCUUGAAGCAUUUUGUGCUAAGCUAAUCAGUAGGGUCCUGUUACAAAACUCAAGUUAUUAAACCAUUUCUAGGCAAUGAUUCCCAGUGAUAGUGGAGGGCAGACUUUCCUUUAAGCAGCAACAUUGAAGCCUCUUUCAAAUAUUUGAGUGUGAUACAUUAAUUAGAAUACGUUGUCUUCAUCAAGUUCAAAAGUGUUUUUUCCAUAAUUGCCACAUCAGUAACUUGCUGUUCUGUAUUUCCCACUCCAAACUCAGGACUAAGCACAAGAUCUGCACACCAUACUCUGAUGUUUGAAUUUGUUCUCUACCACCUAAGUUUUGCUCUAUUUCCUCUGCAUCAGCUGUAUUUCACAGCCUUACAAAAUUGUUUAUGCUCUUUCAUCAACAGUGGGAUGUAACAUUUCCUGUCAUUUUUCGUAUCAAAGUGUAUUUAGGUAAAGCUGGGUAAACCCUUAAGUCUUUUCUUUGGUUUCACCUUCGUAACAAGACACACCCUUCUUCCUCCCUGUCUUAUAGGCAGGGUAACCUAAUAGAUGACCCCAUGUUCUAAAGAACAGAAAAGUCAAGUCAUUUUCCCGAGACCAUAAGAGAUUCUACAGCUACCAGACUGUGAGCUCUGUGCAGACUGCAGUCCUGUUUUAUCCCUAAAGUACUUCCUACAGAAGCGUAAAGAUUACUCGCCUGUAGUAAACGUUAAUUAAAUGAAAACAAAUAUGUUUUCUAGUUAAUUAGGAUUUAAUUGGUAUUGGAUUAAAUGUCUUCAUUCAUAGACCCCAGUGAAGGGUAAAAAGUACACUUUGAAAAGUCUCUUUGAAACUAAAACCAUACUUGUACAGACCCCCCCUUUCUCAGGAUGGGGUAGAUUUCUUUUUCAAAGGAUAGAAUAUAACUCUUCUCUUUUUGUCGAAUUUUAACCUAAUAUAUUUUUUUAAAGAGCCGUUUAUAAGUCUUUUGUCCACUCUGGUGGUGUCUUGGUGAGACAGCCCUCCAGAAUCAGAAACCUGCAGUAAAUUCAAGAGAAAAAAAGAGUGACACUGGAAUCACCUCUCUCUAUCAUUUUGUGUCGUGUUUUCUACAGGCACUUUUCGGGGGUGGCGGGGGUCGAGCAGAAUGAAAACCACAUCCUUUCUGCAGCUCAGAUGCUGGCGGGGACAGUCUGUGCACCCCGGGGACAGGUCAGCGUUUAAGCGACCAGGCUGCCCGGGCCUCCUCCUAGGUUUCUUUUACCUCAAAAGAAACAACAAAAUUCUAGUGGAGAAUUCCUUUCCUAGAGCCCGUGCAGCCCUCUCCUUAAGUCUUCGCCAGGGCAGACCAACCGCAAUGGAAAGUGAACCCACACACAGCUGAUGGGUUUAAAUGUUCCUGAACAGCCAGGGGUGUGUCCCCCCGCCGAGUUGCUUUUAGGGCACAACAGGGCAGCGCUGCCCAUGGCCUCGUAGAAAUGGGAAAACAGGACUCAUUAAGUGAGGGAAUUACCGGGGACUGGGCUCAGGUUCACACAGGAGGCCCGAGAAUGCAGCCCAGGAGGUGGGGGCUUUCACCAGCUCCUGCGUUUCCACCUUAGUGAUCUCUGGUCCCCUCCAGCCACUAAGGCACAUAAACACAUCCAAACAUUGAUUGCUUUCAGUGCUGUGGGUUAACUUUUCCCCUGUAUUUACCAGGCUUUUUGAAAGACAAACCUGCAUACUUCCUCAAUUCCACUUUUCUUUGCAGACUUCACAGGGGAUCAGGCCAAGGUUACCUCCACUAGGCUGACUCCUCCUUACUGUCCUCGCCCCCAGGCCACACACACCCAUCCUCCCCUUCCCCAGCCUCCCCCCACUGAUCAGCCCCUGGCACUAGCACCACCAUCAGAGCAUCAUCAGCGCUGUUCACCCUCGACCUUGGGAACUGUGCAAACCCUUCUGAGAGGCCUCAAGCUGUUGGGCUCACUCGCACACACACACAUAUACCCAGCACCCGCUGCAACCAGAGGCAGGUGAGGAGGAGGAAGAGAUGCUUCCAGGACCCUCUCAGAAAAAUGUAACUGCAGAAAACUAAGGGGAUGGUCUUAUAAUGGCAGAACUGCCUCACUACACGGCACACAUGCGAUCUUGUAUUGGGGGGACUGAUAUCUGAACCAUGAGAACCCGUCACCCCCUCCAUGACAUCCGUGUGGACAGAAACGCACCCGCCACCGGAUCAGCCAGCUCUUUGUCCUGGUUCUAACACCACCCUCCCAUUCGAAAGCUGAGUAACCACCCAGAGGCAGUGGGGAAGCGGGGAGUUCCUUAGCCAGAUUCCACACAUUUCUACUAGAGCCCCCGGGAGACACUCCAUCACACUCCCCUGUGGAGCCUGGUUCUGUAAUCUCGCUGCCACCCGGACCUGAGCAGGGCCCGGAUCCAGAGCUCUGUCCACCGCCCCAGCAUCUGGCAGGGCGGCAGGACUCCUGCUGGAUUAUGUAACCUCGGCCCUGCGCAACCUCGCUGUAAAUCCUCUUUCCUGGCAUCUGCAGUCCCGAGAGGACAGCCUCUGGGUAUUACUUAAUUACAGGGUAGAAAUCCCUUUGAACCCUUUGUAAUUCACCUCUCUCUACUUUGCUGUGUGUCUCUGAGCUGCCCUUGACCUCCUUGUCCC